Strongylocentrotus purpuratus (purple sea urchin) is the source of this 1212-nucleotide messenger RNA. RefSeq names its product fibropellin-1-like. Gene Ontology annotation, cellular component: protein-containing complex; plasma membrane. The coding region runs from base 1 to 1212 and encodes 403 amino acids. The record is from RefSeq and is a predicted model, not a curated record. Gene Ontology annotation, molecular function: calcium ion binding. The transcript has 6 exons. Gene Ontology annotation, biological process: establishment or maintenance of epithelial cell apical/basal polarity; heterophilic cell-cell adhesion. NCBI's taxonomy places the organism in Eukaryota, Metazoa, Echinodermata, Echinoidea, Camarodonta, Strongylocentrotidae.
AUGUCGAGAAUCGAGAGAAAAGGUUUUACUGGGGAAAACUGCGAAGAAAACAUCGAUGAAUGUGGAUCUAACCCUUGCCUUAAUGGAGCAACUUGCGAGGACAGUAUUAACUCCUAUGCAUGUCAGUGUGCGCCGGGAUACGAAGGGGAUGGAUGCGACCUAGACAUCGAUGAAUGUUUGUUGGCACCGUGUCAGAACAACGGUACCUGUGUAAACUAUGCUGGUUCCUAUGAAUGCCGAUGUCCUGAUGAGUUUCACGGGCACAACUGCGAGUAUGAGAUCAACGCCUGUUCUCCGAAUCCCUGCCAGAAUGGAGCGACUUGUGAAAGUGUUCCUGGCGACGUGUUAGGUUACAAGUGCAUUUGCACCCCUGGUUAUUCCAACACAAACUGCUCUCGCGACAUCAAUGAAUGCAACUGUGACCCUUGUCUCAAUGGAGGGUCGUGUACUGAUGAAGUGGCCCGCUACACAUGCGAUUGUCCGAACGGAUACAAAGGGGAUAGAUGCGAGAUUGACAUCGAUCUGUGUGCAGAUGUUGCUUGUGAAAACAACGCCACAUGUAUUGACUUCGGUACUUCUUGGACCUGUUUCUGUACCUCUCCUUACGCCGGCACAUUCUGCGAGAAAAACAAAACUAUUUGCGAUGACGACCCCUGCCAGCAUGGCGGCAAUUGCACCAAUUUAGCGGGAAAUGAGUUCAGCUGCGAAUGUCGUGCAGGAUUUACAGGUCAAAGUUGUGAGAUUGUCAUAGACGCAUGCUUGUCUGGUCCAUGUUCCAACGAUGCAUCGUGCAGUACUGAUCCGAAUGGACACUCUCUAUGUCUAUGCACACCAGGUUAUACAGGGUCUUUCUGCGAAGAUGAUAUGAACGAAUGCAUAGCAGAGCCUUGCGGUGCCAACGGAACAUGCAUCGACAAGAUCGCCUCUUAUGAAUGCCACUGCGCAGAUGGCUGGAAAGGACCAAACUGUGCAGUGAAAACGAACUUCUGUGAGGAGAACCCGUGUGACAAUGGUGGCACUUGCAAUAAUGUGGAGGAUGGCUAUGUCUGUAUUUGCUCUGCAGGCUACAGAGAUUAUGAAGCUAAAACUAAAACCGUAUCAUAUAAGAUUAGCUGCAUUUACCUGACUGUCAAGAAGGUCCAGAACUUGUACAACACACCCAUCAAACUUUUGGCCUACCACGUUUUCGGUGACCCUCAACAUGACUUUUGA